AGAAUGACGGCCAAAAACGGGAGAAAUAAUAAAUUAUUAAUUACUUGUAUAUAGGUAGCUGCCUACAAAUAAUUGGGACUUUAAAAGUUGUUAAUAAUUGAAAGGAUUCUAAAGCUGUAGUAGCAGUUAUUAUUAAAAGAAACUUCUGGAAAAUUAAAAUGGAGAACGAUUACAUUGACAAAAAUGAUUUAGAGACAUUUCCAAGGAAUUCUGCUUUGAAAACUAGGAAGAAUGGGAGGAAACCAGCUUUGGAUGAUUUGGUGCAAUAUGUGACAUUACACAUUAGAAAUCCCAUAGCGCUAAGCGGAAUAGUAAUGCCAUUUAUAAUUUUAUAUUUAGCUGCUUUCUAUGUAUGGAUCUUCGUUUACGGAAUUGAUGUACAUUAUGAAGCCGGUCUUAUCACAGUUGCCGUAAUCGCAUUUAUUCAGAUUAUAUCUUUGCUAUGUUGUUAUUGGAGUGUGCAUGUGUUAGCUUUUCUUAAUUGCCGAAAAGUUAAAAUUCCAAAACACGGCGUCUUAGCUAAAGUUGUACCAACAGUAAAUAAUGGCUCAUCUCAAUUAGUACACGUAAACUGUAACAAAUUAGCAAAUGGCGAAGAGCAGCUUUAUUUUGUGUUCCAAAAGACAAAAUAUGUUUGGGAUAUUGAAAAAAAUACUUUUCGCAGCAUAGCAUUUCCUGUGAACCAAUCAUUACAAUAUUAUUCAUGUAGUCGCGGUCACGAAACUGAAACUUCUGUUAAAUUAGCUGAGCAAACCUAUGGAUUAAAUGAGAUGAAAAUGGUUGUACCAGAGUUCUAUGAAUUGUUUAUAGAACGUGCCACAGCACCAUUUUUCGUUUUUCAGAUAUUUUCAGUGGCUUUAUGGUGCCUAGACGAAUAUUGGUAUUAUUCAUUAUUUACACUUUUUAUGAUGGUAAUUUUCGAGUGCACACUCGUCGGACAACAACUUCAUAACAUGGCCGAAAUUAGAAAAAUGGGAAACAAACCCUACUUGUUGAAUGUUUUGCGACAAAAUAAAUGGCGGCAAAUUAACUCUGAUCAAUUGGUACCUGGAGACAUAGUGUCAAUAACAAGAUCACAAAGUGACAAUUUGGUUCCUUGUGAUAUAGUAUUGCUGCGUGGUAGUUGUAUUGUUGAUGAAAGUAUGUUGACAGGUGAAUCUGUGCCACAAAUGAAGGAAUCAUUGGAAACACUUGAUAACUUGGAUUUAGAAUUAGACAUGGAAGGUGAAAGUAAAUUAUUUGUUUUAUUUGGAGGCACUAAAGUUGUCCAACACACCGCCCCUACAAAGGAUGCAAUGCGAGCGCCAGAUGGUGGAUGCAUAGGCUAUGUGCUACGCAAUGGUUUUAAUACAUCUCAGGGAAAGCUAUUAAGAACCAUUCUUUUUGGUGUAAACCGAGUCACGGAAAAUAAUUUGGAGACAUUCGCUUUUAUACUAUUCCUUAUGGUGUUCGCUGUCGCAGCUGCUGUUUAUGUUUGGAUUAAGGGCACAGAGGAUCCUGAGAGAAGCCGGUAUAAACUAUUUUUAGAAUGCACACUCAUAUUAACAUCAAUUAUACCACCUGAUCUUCCAAUCGAAUUAACAUUAGCAGUGAACACUUCACUUAUGCAAUUAUCCAAACUUUUCGUUUUUUGCACCGAACCAUUCCGUAUUCCUUUUGCUGGGAAGGUUCAAAUUUGCUGUUUCGAUAAGACCGGAACUCUGACUUCCGAUAAUUUGAUGGUUGAAGGUGUGGUUGGUUUGGUCGAAGACAAUACCAUCGUGCCAAUGGAUAAAACAGACGACAAAACCAUUCAAGUUUUGGCGACGUGCCAUUCCUUGGUAAUGCUUGAGGAUGGUUUAGUUGGGGAUCCACUUGAAAAAGCUAUGCUUACAGCCGUUGAUUGGAGCCUUACCAAACAAGAGAGCGUCAUUCCAAAAAGAGGAAAGCUAAAACCUUUGCGUAUCUUUCAUCGUUAUUAUUUCUCAUCAGCGUUAAAAAGAAUGUCUGUGUUGGCAGGCUAUUUAAUUCCUUUUACCAAUGAAAUUUUUUAUAUAGGUACUGUAAAAGGAGCACCCGAAGUUAUUCAGAAAAUGUUAAAGGAGGUUCCCAAGCACUACGAAAAGACCUUUCUUGAGUUCUCACGUCGGGGUGCGCGCGUCUUAGCUUUGGGCAUUAAAGAAUUCGGUAAUAUGGAUGCCCAAAGAGUUCGAGAAUUGAAAAGAGAAGAUGUUGAAUGUGACUUAAUAUUUGCCGGUUUUGUCAUAAUAUCGUGCCCCAUAAAGCCCGAUUCAAAAAGUGUAAUUAAGGAACUAAUACAUGCUUCGCACAAAGUAGUAAUGAUAACUGGAGAUAAUCCACUCACAGCAUGCCACGUGGCUAAAGAAUUGCGAUUUACACGGAAAAAGCUACUUAUCCUUACACUUAAUAAAGCGGAUUCUAUAUGGCAAUGGCUUUCGAUUGACUCAGAGUCCAAGUAUUCUCUCAAACACGAGUUAACAGAUUUGUUAAAUGGAAAUGAUUUGUGUAUAACCGGAGAAGGUUUACUGUACCUCCGUGAAUAUGAAAACCAUUAUUUAUUAAAGAUAUUACCUUACAUUACGGUCUGUGCGCGCUUUGCACCAAAACAAAAAGAAUACGUAAUCACAUCUCUAAAGCAUUUAGGCUAUUAUACACUUAUGUGUGGCGACGGCACCAACGAUGUAGGAGCUCUGAAACAUGCUCAUGUCGGUGUAUCCCUUUUGAGCAAUAUACCAACAAAAACAAAAAAGAAACGGGAUGUCACUAACGGAUCAGGAACACUUGUUUUAGAUGCAGGUGUUUCUUCAUCUAAUAAUGUUGCUGUUAACGCUCGUAGCGGAAGACAUUUCACAAGUGCUUCCAAUACAAUGGAAAGGCAAGGCCUUUCGCCACGUGAACGUGCAAUUUUACGCCACAGGGAGAACCUAAAUGUUACACAGGCUCGAUUACAAUCAGAACUUAAGGAUAUGUAUGAGGAAACAUCUGUGGUGAAACUGGGAGAUGCUAGCAUAGCUGCACCUUUUACAAGUAAAACUUCUUCGAUAACAUGCGUCAAUCAUAUUAUCAAACAGGGACGAUGUACCUUAGUAACAACCUUACAAAUGUUCAAAAUUUUAGCCCUGAAUGCACUCAUAUCUGCCUACUGUCAAUCAGUUUUGUAUAUUGACGGAGUUAAAUUUAGUGACAUGCAAGCUACUCUGCAGGGACUCUUUAUUGCUGCAUGCUUUCUUUGUAUAACACGCUCAAAGCCGCUGAAAACUCUAUCGAAAACCGCGCCGUUGCCAAAUAUUUUCAACAUUUAUAGCAUAUCAACCAUACUUUGCCAAUUCGCUGUUCAUUUUGGUACGCUAUAUUAUUUAACACAGGAAGCAACAUUGCGAGCACCAGAAAGGACAGGGAAGAUUAAAUUGUACAUCGAUAUGGAUCCAGAAGAGAAGCAGUCUUUUGAGCCCAAUAUUAUAAACAGCACUGUUUACAUAAUUUGUCUUGCUCUUCAAGUUUCCACCUUCGCUGUUAAUCAUAAGGGACAUCCUUUUAUGGAAAGUUUGCGCGAAAAUCGUCCGCUUCUAACAUCUAUAUUGGUGUCUACCGGUUUAGUUUUAUUCCUUUCAUUGGAUCUCUCAUCUGACCUAACAGAAACUUUUGAAAUCGUAUCGUUCCCAGAAGACUUUCGUAAAACACUUGUACUUGUGUUACUGGCGGAUACUAUUGCUGCGUUUGCCUUAGACAGAAUAUGCUCGUUUCUUUUUGGCGAAAAGCGACGAAAAUCAAAAUUUACCGAAAACUAAGUUAACGGUCCCUUCAUAGUAUGAUGAUAUACAUAUUUCCUUUAUUUCCGAAGAAUAAUUACAUUGUAUUUAUUAAGAGUAUAAUUUUAAGAUAACCAACCGAUAACUAAAUAAUAUGAUGGUGUUGCACUCUGAAAUAAUAAACUCUUAGUAAAUUUGA
Messenger RNA from Ceratitis capitata (Mediterranean fruit fly), 3948 nucleotides. RefSeq names its product manganese-transporting ATPase 13A1. NCBI's taxonomy places the organism in Eukaryota, Metazoa, Arthropoda, Insecta, Diptera, Tephritidae. The record is from RefSeq and is a predicted model, not a curated record. Bases 159 to 3788 code for a protein of 1209 amino acids. Gene Ontology annotation, biological process: intracellular calcium ion homeostasis. Gene Ontology annotation, molecular function: ATP hydrolysis activity; ATP binding; P-type ion transporter activity. Gene Ontology annotation, cellular component: endoplasmic reticulum membrane. The transcript is spliced from 8 exons.